Messenger RNA from Venturia canescens, 1232 nucleotides. Its product is annotated as odorant receptor 46a-like. The coding region runs from base 1 to 1182 and encodes 393 amino acids. Gene Ontology annotation, biological process: detection of chemical stimulus involved in sensory perception of smell; sensory perception of smell. The record is from RefSeq and is a predicted model, not a curated record. Gene Ontology annotation, molecular function: odorant binding; olfactory receptor activity. The transcript is spliced from 5 exons. Gene Ontology annotation, cellular component: plasma membrane. Lineage: Eukaryota; Metazoa; Arthropoda; Insecta; Hymenoptera; Ichneumonidae.
AUGCAUACACUGUCAUUGAACUUUACGAUUUUAAAGUUUUUUGGCCUAUGGCGACCGUUACCAUGGCUUACCGGUUGGAAAUUUGUGCUUUAUAACUGCUAUACAGUUAUUAUCAUCGUCCUCGUUUUCACAUUUCUCGUAUCUCUGUUUAUCGACUUAUUCAGUUCAUUUAACAGUGUUGAAGACUUCUCUCAGGGUUCGUUUAUCUUACUAACAGUGAUAGCGUUGUUCGGGAAAAUGGUUGUUUUAUUAGCAAAACGACGAGAAAUAAUCGAAUUAACGAAUGACUUGAUAAACGAUGUCUGCGAACCACGAGAUGCGGCAGAGAUUCAAAUUCAGGCACGUAGCAAACGUGAUGCCAGAUGGAUUGCUUCUUGGUAUUUGGUAUUGUUCAUAUCGACGGCAUUUCUAGUGGCACUGCAAUCAAUAAUUAUGGAUAUACCUGAUCGUAAACUGAUGUUCAAAGCUUGGUUGCCUUAUGCCUACAAUUCGACACAAACCGUUUUCCUUUUUACAUUCCUUCAUCAAGCCAUAACAGCAAAUACAGGAUCUGCCAUAAACAGUGCCUUUGACACAUUAUUUCCUGGUCUCAUUAUACUCACUUGCUCUCAAAUGAAAAUUCUCAAAUACCGCUUCGAGGCUAUACCGCAGAUUAUAAGCCCGCGAAAAAAGUCGUCGGAGAGUAAUGGUGACGAAGACGACGAGAGAGAAAAUCGAGAACUGGAGGCUCAACUGUUGACAGAUUGUAUCAGGCAUCACGUCCGAAUAUUUCAAUUAUCCAGUACGCUCAACGACAUCUUCGGCUUCGUUAUUUUUCUACAAUUCAGCAUCAGCUCUCUUGUAGUCUGCGUUAGUAUGUAUGAGGUUUCAAGAAUGAAAGUUUUCAGUCUAGAAUUCGUACCUACCGUCAUGUAUCUUACUGCGAUGCUGACGCAGAUAUUUGUUUUGUGCUACUACGGAAAUGAAUUAUCACUGCAGAGUGUGGACAUUUGCCAAGCGGUUUAUAGAAUGGACUGGACGUCGUUUCAUAUCGGAACGAAAAGAAAUCUCAUUGUAAUAAUGCUACAUUCCCAACGACCGAUUACUUUCGUAUGCUAUAAUGUGGUAGCAUUAUCCCUCGAUGCAUUUACUAGCCUCAUCAAACUGUCAUACUCUGUCUUCAACGUUCUUUCAACCAGUUGAUUGUGUACGUCAAAAAGUAUUAUUGUAGAUAAAUAAAGUUAUAAAUGUGC